CCGAUGCUGACGUCAUCUUGAGAAGAUGACGGCGAUGACUGCGAACUGUGUGUAGCGCUGUGGUUUUGGGAAUCGAACUGCUCUAUGCUCGAUUAAGUUGUUUCCGUAGAUCCUGUGAGCGUAAAAUAGAUGGCAAUGGCUAGCGCGGCUGGCUCAUCGAGGGCCGAAUUUAUUGUCGGUGGAAAAUUCAAAUUGGUUCGCAAAGUCGGAAGCGGUUCCUUCGGGGACAUCUACCUGGGAAUCAACAUGGUGAACGGCGAGGAGGUUGCAGUCAAAAUGGAAUCCACCAAGGCGAGGCAUCCACAGCUGCUGUAUGAAAGUAAACUGUACAAGAUAUUACAAGGCCACGAAGGGAUUCCCCAUACAAGGUGGUUUGGCACUGAAAGAGAUUAUAAUGUGCUUGUGAUGGACCUGCUGGGCCCUAGCUUGGAAGACCUGUUCAACUUCUGCUCCAGACGUUUCACCAUGAAGACAGUGUUAAUGCUGUUUGAUCAGAUGAUUACCCACAUUGAGUAUGUGCACAAUAAAAAUUUUAUCCACAGAGACAUCAAGCCGGACAACUUUCUUAUGGGAAUUGGUGGUCACUGCAACAAGCUGUUCCUGAUCGACUUUGGGCUGGCCAAGAAGUAUCGGGACAACCGGAACAAGCAGCACAUCCCGUACCGGGAGGACAAAAACCUGACGGGCACGGCUCGGUAUGCAUCGAUCAAUGCGCACCUGGGCAUUGAGCAGAGUCGCCGGGAUGACAUGGAGUCCAUGGGCUAUGUUCUUAUGUACUUCAACCGGGGUAGCUUGCCCUGGCAAGGUUUGAAGGCUGCCACGAAGAAGCAGAAGUACGAAAAAAUCAGCGAGAAAAAGAUGUCCACACCUGUCGAGGUGCUCUGCAAAGGUUUUCCGGCUGAGUUCACCAUGUACCUCAACUACUGCCGCGGCUUACGCUUUGAGGAGAUGCCUGACUACAAGUACCUGCGCCAAAUCUUCCGCAUUCUUUUCCGCACGCUGAAUCAUCAGUAUGACUACGUCUUUGACUGGACCAUGCUCAAGCAGAAGGCAGCUGCCUCAGCUGCUGCUUCAGGUGCCAUGGCUGGACAGCCCGGUGCUGCUGCAGUUGGCAAUACCACCUAGAUGCUCUCUCAAAUGAUGACCAUUGUGGAACAAAACUACACCUGAAAAGGAGGCCGCUAGGGUUUGGGGUCAAUGAAAUGGCCAUGAAUGAAGUUUGCUGAGUUUCACGUCUGGCUUGGUAGAUCUUGAGGUAGGCAUGCCUGUUCUAGCCCUUGCUGUUAAUCGUGUCACCAGGAGGGCCUCCAGAAGCCUGCUCUUGCUCCAUGUGUGCACGUCUGUACAGAAUAAAGCUCGCUUCAGUUGACUUAACUGCUACUUGGGCUGCCAGGCACGGGCACAUUUCCCUCCCUAGGCCGGCUCCAAAUCCUAGUGAUUUGGACAUAUCCCACCUUCGUUUUGAGCAGUUUUUUUUUUUUUUCCUAAACAGGCAAACAAACUGUCAUGGCUUUUCUGGGCGAUAUGUGCACACUUUGUCCCCUUUGCCACCUUAAAAGACCUGGUGAGCAAACCGGAGUGCCUCUAUUAUCUGAAGUGGUUCCAAUGGCAUAGCCAAGGUGGCGUGUUGCGAGGCACAUCACUAAGUGGUGCUCUUGGACAGCUGUAGUUUCUCUUUCCUCUUCUACUGCUUUGUUUGGCAUGCUGCUCUAAGCAGCUAGUGAGAGGCACAGUGUACGGAGACAAAAGCUUUGGUAUAGUGUGACUAGUACCCCUACAGUUGCAGCAUGCGGAAGUGCUUCCAGUUGGGUAAGGUGCCUGCCUGGAAUGCAUCCAUUUUGAACAGUUGCCUGUGGUCUGUUUUUUUUUUUUUUUUUUUUCAUCCCCCCUCCACUUCAGUUUUACGCAAAGCAAGGCUACUAUACUAAAGCUGUACAACAGAUUUGUUGCAUCAUGGAACUUUUUCACUCAUGCUGACAUAAGCUGGUUGCUGCACAGUUCAUUAUCAUAUAUGGGCGUUCUCGUUCUACUAUUAGUGUUGGCUGCUCCAUGAAACGAGAACUUCAUAGCAGAGGUUGGGAGAGCUGCAUAGGGGCUGUUGACCUUGAAAUUGAAGGUGGUGACACAUUGCACUUGAACAUAUGAGACACCCAAUUCUUAUGCACAUCAGAGUGAUACUGUCCACUGACAAAUGUAGUAACCAGCCUGGUGUGUCUCGUUAUUUUAAAGUGAAAAGAGUUGUUCAAAAUUAAGAGCAUCCUUGCCUCUCUCCCUGCUCCCCCGUUUUAGGGGAAAUAUUGAAGGUUUAGUUUCAUUUAUGUUUGAAGUACUGAUCCAUUCUCUGUUGAACUCUGUAUGAAAACCAUGACCCCUGCCUGCUCUUAUGUUUAAGAGCUAAUGGAACAAUGUACAAUGAUUUGUUGCAUUUUGUAGGAGCCUGUCCAUUUACUCUGAAGCAAGAAUAGGUUCAGAUGAAAUGUUUGUCGUAUCUGGUUGUGCAAAAUAAUUUGACUGUGUUUGGAAUAAAUUCACCAACAAAAUGCA
Messenger RNA from Dermacentor andersoni, 2544 nucleotides. Its product is annotated as casein kinase I. Gene Ontology annotation, molecular function: ATP binding; protein kinase activity. Lineage: Eukaryota; Metazoa; Arthropoda; Arachnida; Ixodida; Ixodidae. Gene Ontology annotation, biological process: protein phosphorylation. The record is from RefSeq and is a predicted model, not a curated record.